Messenger RNA from Bubalus bubalis (water buffalo), 3153 nucleotides. RefSeq names its product smoothelin (gene SMTN). Gene Ontology annotation, cellular component: microtubule organizing center; filamentous actin. The record is from RefSeq and is a predicted model, not a curated record. Gene Ontology annotation, molecular function: protein binding. Lineage: Eukaryota; Metazoa; Chordata; Mammalia; Artiodactyla; Bovidae. Gene Ontology annotation, biological process: actin cytoskeleton organization. Bases 262 to 2997 code for a protein of 911 amino acids. The transcript has 20 exons.
CAGGCGGUGCUAGCAGAAUCCCGGGGACGGUUGCUGAGCGGGCCUGGGAUCCCAGUCGCGGCGCCUUCCGCCUGACCGCUCCUAGUCGUCCAUCUGUUGGAUUCCGAACGACCUAACCUGAGCCCGCGCGGGACGGGCGGACCAGACGGAGAGAAUUUCCUGAGCUGGCGUCAGGUGCCACAGGCACUGGGGAACUCACCAGGAAGGGACGGACGGAAUUCAGGGCCAGCAAGAUGGCAGACGAAACCUUAGCUGGGCUGGAUGAGGGAGCCCUGCGGAAGCUGUUGGAGGUCACAGCGGAUCUGGCAGAGCGGCGACGCAUCCGCUCGGCCAUCCGGGAGCUGCAGCGGCAGGAGCUGGAACGCGAGGAGGAGGCCCUGGCAUCCAAGCGCUUCCGCGCCGAGCGGCAGGACAACAAGGAGAACUGGCUGCAGACUCGGCCCUGGCCGCGGAGGUGACCAGUCAUGGUGUCCCCGCAGCUCCCAGCAGCGGGAGGCUGAGCAGCGGGCUGCUCUGGCACGGCUGGCAGGACGGCUGGAGUCAAUGAACGACGUGGAGGAGCUGACCGCACUGCUGCGGGGUGCCGCGGAAUACGAGGAGCGGAAGCUGAUCCGAGCCGCCAUCCGCCGUGUGCGGGCCCAGGAGAUCGAGGCUGCCACCUUGGCUGGAAGGCUGUACAGCGGGCGUCCCAACAGUGGCUCAAGAGAGGACAGCAAGGGGCAGGCAGCACGACGGCUAGAACCGUGUGAGGUGCCAAAGCCAAAGGAACAGAAGCAGCAGGUGGAGGUCCCAGAGCCAACCCCGACCCCCAGCAGCACCAGCCGGGAUGUAACCACGGUGACACUCCUGCUGCGGGCCCCUCCCAGGGACACACCCAGCCCACCUGCCUCAGCCGAUGGUUCGCCCACCACUACCUCUCCUGAGCCUCCGCUGGAGCCUGCCGAGGAGGCCCUGUGCCCUGCCCCUGAGGCUCUGGGCAGUCCCGAGCCUCCCCCAAGCCCACCCAGGGCCACCAGCCCUGAGCCCCAGGAGCCUCCAGCCACCCCCAGCACAGACGGGCAGGUGGUCGACAAGUUCCCGCCCAGCCCCACGGAGCCCCCUGCCGCCCAAGGCCCCACCAAAGGUCGCUCGGACACAAAGAGAGCAGACCUGGCUGACCCUCGCCCCUGCCAACACUCCCUGUCUGUGCUCAGCCCCCGCCAGCCAGCCCAGAACCGAGAGCCCACCCCCCUCGCCAGCGGACCUUCCCCGUUCCAGCGGGCGGGCUCCGUCCGGGACCGCGUGCGCAAGUUCACAUCGGACUCUCCUAUGGCUGCUGGGCUCCAGGAAGGCCCACCCCGCGCGGCCCUCGGCCCCUCGACCCCUGCCAGGCUCCCAGGCCCCUCCCACACCAGCACCACCCCUGCCGCCUCCUCCUCCUCCAGUGGCCCCUCCUCGCGGGGAACAGCCCGGCCCCUGGCCCAGCUUCAGAGCUGCCCUCCGGAGGAGGGCCCCAGGGGGCGGGGCUUGGCCGUCAGGUCCCUUGAAAACAGAGCAGGGGGGCCCGUGGCCCGCUCAGAGGAGCCCAGCGCCCCGCUGCCCGUGGCCGUGGGCGCCGCCGAGCCAGGGGCCAGUAUGAAGACCACAUUCACCAUCGAGAUCAAGGAUGGCCGGGGCCAGGCCUCCACAGGCCGGGUGCUGCUGCCCACGGGCAACCAGAGGGCAGAACUGACGCUGGGGCUGCGGGCGCCCCCCACCCUCCUUAGCACCAGCAGUGGGGGCAAGAGCACCAUCACCCAUAUCAGCAGCCCUGGGAACCUAGCCCGGCUGGGCAGUGUCACGCACGUCACCAGCUUCAGCCCUGCCUCCCUGGGUAGCCGAGGAGGCUGCAGCAUAAAGAUGGAGCCAGAGCCCGCAGAGCCCCCCUCUGCCGCAGUGGAGGUGGCCAAUGGCGCCGAGCAGACCCGAGUGGACAAAGCACCAGGGAGCCGGAGCCCGCUGAGCGCCGAGGAGCUGAUGGCCAUCGAGGAUGAGAGCGUCCUGGACAAGAUGCUGGAUCAGACUACGGACUUUGAGGAGCGGAAGCUCAUCCGGGCUGCACUGCGUGAGCUCCGACAAAGGAAGAGAGACCAGCGGGACAAAGAACGAGAACGGCGGCUACAAGAGGCCCGGGCCCGGCCAUGGGAGGGCCGCGGCAACACGACAACCAAGACCAGCACACGGCACAGCCAACAGACGGCCAACGGCUCAGCCGUCAGCACAGUCACCAAGACCGAGCGGCUCGUCCAAUCCAAUGACGGCACCCGGACGGCCCGCACCACCACAGUGGAGUCGAGUUUUGUGAGGCGCUCAGAGAAUGGCGGUGGCAGCACCAUGAUGCAAACUAAGACCUUCUCCUCUUCAUCAUCCAAGAAGAUGGGCAGUAUCUUCGACCGGGAAGAUGAGGCCAGCCCACGGUCUGGCAGCCUAGCGGCACUGGAAAAACGCCAGGCGGAGAAGAAGAAAGAGCUGAUGAAGGCGCAGAGCCUGCCCAAAACCUCAGCGUCCCAGGCGCGCAAGGCUAUGAUUGAGAAGUUGGAGAAGGAAGGCGCGGCAGGCAGCCCGGGCGGACCCCGCAUGGCUGUGCAGCGCUCCACCAGCUUUGGGGUCCCCAACGCCAACAGCAUCAAGCAGAUGUUGCUAGACUGGUGCCGAGCCAAGACACGUGGCUACGAGCAUGUGGACAUCCAGAACUUCUCCUCGAGUUGGAGUGACGGGAUGGCCUUCUGUGCCCUGGUGCACAACUUCUUCCCCGAGGCCUUCGACUACGGGCAGCUCAGCCCACAGAACCGGCGUCAGAACUUCGAGGUGGCCUUCUCGUCUGCCGAGAUGCUGGUGGACUGCGUACCCCUGGUGGAGGUGGAGGACAUGAUGAUCAUGGGCAAGAAGCCCGACCCCAAGUGCGUUUUCACCUACGUGCAAUCGCUCUACAACCACCUGCGGCGCCACGAGCUGCGCCUGCGCGGCAAGAAUGUCUAGCUUCCCCUCCGCCGCCCGCACGGCCGCCCGCGGCAAGCAGCGCCCACCAUCCAGGCACCGUCCCCUCCCUGUGCGCCUGCCCACCGCUGCCCUGUCUGUCGCGGCACCUUCCCACGCAAACACGCAGCGUUUUGAUAAAUUAUUGGUUUUCAACGA